AUGCCGCCUAGCGACAGCGAGGCCAGGGCCAACGAGAAAGUGGCCAAAGACUGGCACACCGCACCUCAUCCCCUCACAACCCCCUUCACGGCGGGCAGCGACCAGGCCUUCACCGCGGCAGCGUUUGGGCCAGCCCAUUAUGCGCAGGAAGACACCUCUCUGAACGAAACACUCUGGAGUCUGUGGCCCAUCUCGUCCCCCGAGGAGCUCGAAGAUGUGCUCAAGGACGCCGAAGAGAAGCGCGACGAGUUAGUUCUGAUUCUUGUCGGAGCUGAUACCAGACGCCUUCCCGCCGUCUCCAAAAACGGAAGCUUCGACAAGGAUAAGCUGAGGGCGGGUCUGCCUCAAGCAGAGCGCGUCAGGAUGGCGACAAUGGUGCGGCUCAUUGGGUCGCUGCACGCGGCCUUGAACACCGUUGGUCGGCUCGAGUACGGCACGCUUGUCGACGGUCAGUCGCCCUACAUACUCUUGAAGACGCGCCAGACUCUGCUCGACGUUCCGCCCCUUGACAGGGCCAUCGAAUCUGCCAGGCGUUUCAAAAAGGAGGGCGACGUGAGUUUGGAGCAUAUGAUGGCCAAAGCGACCAUGCUCCAGUAUGGGGACCUCGAAACCGUGAUGCAAAUGGCUGCCCAGCACUUUAGCGCUGAGGUCAAUGAGCUCGCCGGUGCCGCCGUCGGGAAGUACUGCUCGGCGCUCCUCGCCCUUUGGCCCUGGACCGCGAGCGGCCUCAUCAUGUCUCCUGAAGUUGCCUUCUCAUCUGGAAUCGCUGAGCUUGAAAACGAGCUUUGGUGGGAUAUCGGCCUUACAUGUUACCGCCAAUUCCGCAUCGGUCCCGACUGCAAAGCUGGCGACGACACUUUCAACGCCACCUUCGUGUUUGCCAUGUAUGGGCGUCUCGCAAACCUCAUUCCCGUGCACACGCGCUACGUGCCCUACAAGACUCUCCACCGCGCCCUUGGCUGUGAGCACCUGCCACGCAGAUUAGCUGGCAAUGGAGAACUGACGCCAGGUGCCUCGCUCAACGGCCUGGUUUUCAGCCAGUUCAAGUCUGAUCAGUGGCUGAGCGAGCUGCAAGAUGGCGACAGGCUCAACGAUCUCUGUAUCCCCGGUGCCGCCAACGCUCCCGACGCGUGGGCCCACGGUAGUUGCGAUACAAAGCACAAAGGAUGUCUCGGCAUUGGUUUCAGUCUGCACGAAAAGCUGGGUGCCGGGGACAGGGUGACCAAGUUGAACGAAGAGCGUGAAGCGAACUCUGACCUGCUGGCUGAGGAGAGCAGCUCUUACUACGAGAGUCUGAAGGCAAAGUCGGAGGUGAAAGGGAGAUGGAGUUAUGACAAGGAAGGGAAGAAGACGUAUGGACCCAAGACCGCCGACAAGCGCAAAGCCUUCUAUCUCCCCGAUGGUAGCGUCGAGUUUCUGUGA
Trichosporon asahii var. asahii CBS 2479 is the source of this 1422-nucleotide messenger RNA. RefSeq lists its product as uncharacterized. The transcript has 3 exons. NCBI's taxonomy places the organism in Eukaryota, Fungi, Basidiomycota, Tremellomycetes, Trichosporonales, Trichosporonaceae. The record is from RefSeq and is a predicted model, not a curated record. Bases 1 to 1422 code for a protein of 473 amino acids.